Lottia gigantea (owl limpet) is the source of this 387-nucleotide messenger RNA. RefSeq lists its product as hypothetical. The transcript has a single exon. The coding region runs from base 1 to 387 and encodes 128 amino acids. The record is from RefSeq and is a predicted model, not a curated record. NCBI's taxonomy places the organism in Eukaryota, Metazoa, Mollusca, Gastropoda, Lottiidae.
AUGAUUGAGACGGGUGAAAUUUUAGGACUUGAAAUCCCAGACCCAUUAGCCGACAUUGAUAACUUGACAUUAAAUGCUUUACCGGAAGUUCCUUCGAAUCAAUCUGACAAUACAGAGAUUCUUAGGCUAUUACAAAAUAUGUCUACACAGUUUGUAACCUUGUCGACACAAAUGGCACAAGUACAAAGACGAAUGGACAUAAUGGAAGACAAAUCAAGACCUAGUGUAGAUUUACCCGUUUUACCUACAUUGACUGGUAAAUUAACUACACCAAACCAAGUCUCCAAAUACUUUGAAGGAUACGCCAAACGCCGUGAAAAACGAGCUUGGGCGUCACGAGCAAGCAAUGCUCGCAGAGUCGAAACCGAUAAAAUAAAUUCACACUAA